GAGACCCCGGAAGCUUCCUUAUUACUGGUCACUGUCAGUCCGUUGAGCGAUGUGUUGCUGGUGCUGUGGGGACGGCUACGUUGAUGUUGGAGUUUCAGUCAAAUUGGACAUCAACAUGCAUUAAGAAGGCUUCCCCAUCAUAAGACAUUGGGAAUAUUAAGUGUCAGUCUACACAUGCACUUCAUCCUGAAUGCUGGUCCAGGAGAUACCCACCACAGCAUGCUAUUGUGAAGCGGAAACACAUUAGGUCAGGAUGCAGUCUUCAAACCACCGACUGCGAGAUAUGGAGCAGCACCACCCUCUGCUGUCGGCAGGUGCAGAUGUGGAGACAGGGAGUCUGGCAGCUGGAGUGAUGGUCGGGGGUCCCCACGCCGGCCACACAGCAGGAAACCGCACACUGUGGUUCAUUCAGGACAGCUGCGGUAUGGUGUGUGCAACCAUGACCUGGUUCCUGGUACUGUACGCUGAAUUUGUGGUGAACUUUGUCAUGCUGCUGCCUGCCAAGAACUUCUGGUACUCACUGCUGAACGGGGCCACCUUCAACUCCUUGGCUGUGCUUGCACUGGCCUCGCAUCUGCGCACCAUGUUGACUGACCCGGGUGCAGUUCCUAAGGGCAACGCGACCAAGGAGUACAUGGAGAGCUUGCAGCUGAAGCCUGGUGAGGUCAUCUACAAGUGCCCAAAGUGCUGCAGCAUCAAGCCUGAGAGGGCACACCACUGCAGUAUUUGUAAAAGAUGCAUCCGGAAAAUGGAUCACCACUGUCCCUGGGUCAAUAACUGUGUGGGAGAGAAGAAUCAGAGAUUUUUUGUUCUUUUCACUAUGUACAUAGCCCUGAUUUCCGCCCAUGCCCUGGGUCUCAGUGGUAUGCACUUCUUCACCUGUAUUAAAGUCCAGUGGAACGAGUGCAGUGACUUCUCUCCAGGGGUGUCGGUGCUGCUCCUGAUCUUCCUCUGUCUUGAGGCAAUCCUCUUCCUCACUUUCACAGCUGUAAUGUUUGGCACACAGAUCCACUCUAUCUGCAACGAUGAGACGGAGAUUGAACGGCUUAAAAAUGAGAAGCCUACAUGGGAGCGUCGCGUGAGGUGGGAUGGAAUGAAAGCUGUGUGUGGGGGCCCACCCUCUGUGCUGUGGUGCAAUCCAUUCACAGGCCUGCGUCUGCGGCGGCUGUUGCUGUUGACUUACGGUCGCCGCGGCGGGUCUGAGUUUUCUGUCUGAGAGCUGAACAGACUGGUGCAGCUCACCAACACUUGAUCCUCUUUAAAACGAGAUUUCUUGUAUCCCCUCCUUGGCUGUGGAUAAGAUGGACAUCUGCUCCCUGAGCCUGUUUUUAUGUGUGGGUGACAGGGAGACCAGCUGGUCCAGGGACCCCAGUGCAUCACAACCACCACUGAAAGUGUAUACCCUCUCUCUCUUCUCCCUCUCAUGCAGCUGUAGACCAACACCUAUGGUCUGCACAGGUAUGCUGAACAACCAGAAUAUUGUUUUUAACAUCAGCAGCUCUGCGGUUUGUUUGUGUGUAUUAGGUAAAGCAUGCAGUAUGUAACUCAAGUGAGUCUUACAUUCCUCAUGAGACAAUUCACGGUGCUGUUUGAACUCCUGCACCUUCAGUACACAACUUCGGCUGCUGGUUUUCUCUGCUGUGCACUUAAGAUUCAAGAUUAGUGCUUGAAUCUUUUCAGGGGGCAACAUAUUUUUUAUCAUCGCUGGACCCAGACAAGGAAGUCAGUCAAGGACAUGCACUAUUUAAAUGGCACUUGAGAAAAAGCCUGGAUAUGGAGUACAGCGGGCAUCAGAGAUGGACCUGCACUGCUUUGAUUUGCAUGUAUAACAGCUGAAUUAGUCAGUAUCUCAGCCAGAAAAUAAGGCUUUCUCUAUCUUCAAAUGGAUGAACAGGCUACUGAGAACACAAGCCUCAUUCUUAUUCGAGAGGACUGAGUGGCUUUUGCUGUCUGUUAUCCUCCUCUGUCAUGUUUUUCCUUCCUUGAGCCUGUGUGGUUGAUUCUUUAGGUUACUCAGGCCAGUAGAGAUGACUUUAUUGCUUCUUUAACUUUGAUCACACUGACCACUCCUCAACAGUUGACUGUAAUGACUCACUGGAGAUGACUACUGUUAUUAAGAGUUUUCAUUUGGAUCUAAAAACAAAACUAUCAGUUUUGUAUUGGUUGUAUAUACAGUAUGUGUCAUUCCUAGCUGCUGCUCCACCCCCCUUGUGUUUUCAUUCAGGUUGACCAACACUGGCUGCUGAAAAAACAGAAUGUUAAGUUUUCACUUGUUUUACUCACACACAGUUUUUCUCUGUGUGUAGUAGGAAUAAGGAUAAGGAUAAUCCUUAUCCACACGAAGAAAAGCUAGCUAAGGCUUCAUGGCAUUUAAACCCCAAAAAACAACCUCACAAAAUCCCCACGACGGAGCCAAGCCUUAGACAUGGGGCCUUUGCUUGCUCCUUGGCCACUGUGCCAUGCAACGGUUUGAAAAGGAGAACUGUAAACACUAGCACGGCCUCCUCUGGCUUAUGGUGAGCUCAUUCUCAUCUACAGAGCCAAGCUCCAUUAUGCAGCCAGCCUGUAGAAUAAGAAAGGAGCCGCUUUGCUGGAGGAGGCUGAGGUACCAGCCUCAAGCUUUAAUGGUGAACAAAGUCUCGGGGAGUUGUGCAGAUGUGUGAGGCCUUUCCUGCCUCACUUCAGAAAUGUCAAGCCUGUCAUAUCCAGGGGCAGGACAGUAGCAGGAGCUUUCCCAGUGUUAUUAGAACACAUCCAAUCAAGUGAAUUUAUCGGCUUGAAAGAUCGUCAUUAUUGCCAUAUUUAUGGAAAGGUUUUCUCAUGUUGUGACAAUUCUGCAUAAUCAAGAAUGUGGCUUUAUGAAUUAAGUGCUCAGGAUUUAAAGCCCUGACUGAUGGACUGGCGUUAUCAAAGUCUGAGUUUUAUCAUAUUUAACAGUAUACUGCAGUUUGUUCUCAUCUGUGAUUGUCAGGGGAAUGAACACUUCUGUUUACACUAAACCAUCAUAUCUGACACUAUGGUUACAGCGUUUUAAGAAACAUGCUGUCAUUAGAAUGUAAAAAUGUAUCUAUUUAGGAACUAAGCAACACAGCACUGAAAGCUAACUGAUAAUCGGAGGGUUUUAUUCAAGCUGGCCUGUCAUCUUAUUCUCCUGGACCGCAUUAACUCAGCAACAGUUUGCUGGUCACCGAUUCAUACGGUGUCUUACCUUCUGUGUCCAGCAUGGUUUAUCCUGACACGCUGUGUACUUUUUAAUUAACUAGUAUUAAAAUGAAAAUACAUUGAGCCAAACAGACAGAAUGUCCAUAAAAAUGAUAUGAACAUUUGUAAGUGAAAGACAGAUUGUGUAAGAGUUUUCAGGACAUAGCUGGUAAUUACAUGCUGGAUGGUUGCACAAAUAUUGUACUAAUCAAUCAAGAGCUGUUAUUAUAUGUAGCUGCAGGUAUUAGUGGCAAAAUUAUAACAAGGCAAACACAGAAUGCCACUGGUAAACAAGUGAAUGUGUGAAGCAGGACUCACAGAAUGCAAUAGUUUCACUUGUAUUUGCAGCAGAAUGUCAGCUAAGUUUGGACUGACAAGUAUUGUGUUGAAAUAUAAAUAGCUGAGGUUGACAGGUAUAAUUUGGGCAGAAUUAUUUGAUGUGCAUAAUUAUUUCACAAUAGUAAAGCACUGUUUUUUAUCUAAACUCAGAUGCUGUAAUCAUAACAUCUUUAAACUGCGACUCUGACAGGGUGUGUAGUAUUACAUUCAGGUUCAGCAACAGAAUCGAAGAAUGAUGGUUUAUUUUUAAAGCGUUAUACCAGUAGUUGUAUUUUCAGCCCUUCUCCACUUUCCUGCUGUACAACCUAGAAGAAAAUGAAUGAAUCACAUUGGUGGAGAGAACUGUAUGAUGAUGGCCGGAAUUGUGUAAAGAUGAGAAAGGUCUGGCUUUGUGCUCUCCUGAGGUAAUGUUACUUCAAGAACAAAGGUGUUUCAGCUUUGUAAACAAAAUAUAAAGGUUACUAUUAACAGUAUAUAAAUGGAAUGUUGUAUUCAGGUUUUUUAAAUUAAUGUGUCAUAAUCUUCUAAUGUCAUCUUUAAUGUCAUUCUUUUACAUAAUAAAGUUGAUUAAAUU
Monopterus albus (swamp eel) is the source of this 4114-nucleotide messenger RNA. It is a transcript of the gene zdhhc7, whose product is annotated as zDHHC palmitoyltransferase 7. The transcript has 8 exons. Gene Ontology annotation, molecular function: palmitoyltransferase activity. The record is from RefSeq and is a predicted model, not a curated record. The coding region runs from base 254 to 1216 and encodes 320 amino acids. Lineage: Eukaryota; Metazoa; Chordata; Actinopteri; Synbranchiformes; Synbranchidae.